GUGUGUGGGGGGGGGGGGGGGGGGGGUUUGUUGAAGCGCAUCAACUUGAUGUAGAACAUCAGUCAUCUUGGAGCAAAUUGAAUUGAUCUUCAGCAGGAAGUCGGCGGCCGCGUGUCGCCAACAUGGAGGCCAGGGGAAAAUACGACUUCACGGCGUCAGUGUCGGGCCAGCUGAGCUUCAAGAAGGACGACGUAGUGAAGAUUUUAAGCACACGCGGUGACUGGUGGAUGGCCGAGAUGGACGCGCUUGAAGGCCUGGUUCCCAAAAACUACAUCGACCUCCGGCAGCCAAAGUGGUUCCAGGAGCGCCUCACUCGCAGCGCAGCCGAACAGCUGCUGAGCUCACAAGAUGUCGGAUAUUUCGUGAUACGAGGAUGCCAAAGUUCACUCGGAAACUUCUCCAUCUCCGUCAAACACGAGAGCGACGUGCAACACUUCAAAGUGAUCCGAGACCGGAAAGGCCAUUACUUUUUGUGGUUGGAGAUGUUCACCUCACUCAACAAAUUGGUGGACUUCUACAAGACCUCGUCCAUCUCCAAGACCAUCCAGAUCUACCUCCAAGAUUCCAGGACCCUCUCGGCCCAGAAGCUUCAUGAGGAGCCAACUCAGUACCUGGUCCAAACAGGAGGGAGUGGUGCCGAAACGACACGCCCAUCUCAGGUCCAGGCCAUGUAUGACUUCACCGCCGAGGAAGACGACGAGUUGGGUUUUAGCGCCGGUGACAUCAUCGAGGUUGUGGACAGCUCGGACACGUCGUGGUGGAGAGGACGGCUGAGGGACAAGAGCGGCUUGUUUCCCGCCAACUACACCAAACACCUGUGACGCUUGAGCACAGGCCACGCCCCCAUGCUGUGCAGCCACUCCUUUAACCAAGGUGCUCUUCACCACAUGUCAGCUCAUGUAGUUUUCACAUAGUUGUCACGCACCUUUCAUGUAGUUUUCACGUAGUUGUUGCAUAAUUUUCAUGUAGUUUUCACACAGUUGUUGCAUACGUUUCAUGUGGUUUUCACGCAGUUGUUGCAUACUUUUCAUGUAGUUUUCACGUAGUUGUUGCAUAAUUUUCAUGUAGUUUUCACAUAGUUGUUGCAUACGUUUUAUGUGGUUUUCACGUAGUUGUUGCAUACUUUUCACAUAGUUGUUGUAUACUUUUCAUGUAGUUUUCACGUAGUUGUUGCAUACUUUUCGUGUAGUUUUUAUGUAGGUGUUGCGCAUUUUUCAUGUAGUUUUCUUGUAAUUUUCACGCUCUUUUCAUGUAGUUUUCAGGUAGUUGUCACAUACUUUUAAGGUAGUUUUCCCGUAGUUGUCGUGCACUUUCCAUGUAGUUUUCACAUACUUUUCGUGUAAUUUUCUUGUAGUUUUUACAUACUUUUCAUGUGAUUUUCUUGUAGUUUUCAGAUACUUUUCAUGUAGUUUUCACGUACUUGUGCACUUUUCAUGUAGUUUUCACGUAGUUGUCACAUACUUUUCAUUUAGUUUUCACGUAGUUGUUGUGCACUUUUUUAUAUAAUUUUCACAUACUUUUCAUGUAGUUUUCUGGUACUUUUCAUGUAGUUUUAAAAUAGUGGUUGUGCACUUUUCAUGUAGUUUUCACAUAGUUGUCACAUACUUUCCAUGUAGUUUUCACAUAGUUGUUGCAUACUUUUCACGUAGUUUACACAUAGUUGUUGUGUACUUUUCAUGCAGUUUUCACAUAGUUGUUGCAUACCUUUCAUGUAGUUUACACAUAGUUGUUGUGUACUUUUCACGUAGUUUUCACAUACUUUUCAUGUAGUUUUCACGUAUUUGUCACACACUUUUCAUGUAGUUUUCACAUAGUUGUUGCUACUUUUCAUGUAGUUUUCACGUAUUUGUCACAAACUUUUCAUGUAGUUUUCACAUAGUUGUGUACUUUUCAUGUAGUUUUCACGUACAUGUGACAUACUUUUCAUGUAGUUUUCACUUAGUUGUCACAUACUUUUCAUGUAGUUUGUACGUAGUUGUCACAUAUUUCCAUGUAGUUUUCACAUACCUUUCACGUAAUUGUCAUAAACUUCAAUGUAGUUGUCAUGCACUGUAGUUGUCUUGACUUUUUCAUGUAGUUUUACAUACUUUGAAAAUACGUAUCAUGUUGUUUUUACAAACUUUUAAUGUAGGGUCAAAUACUUUUCAUGUAGUUGUCACGUACAAUAGUUGACCCAUCUUUUUUAUGCAGUUUUCACGUAGUUGCCAUCUACUGUAGUUGUUGCGUACUUUUGUCCUUUAGUUGACGUGUAGUUGUCAUGUAACUGUUCGAGCAGAAAAAUCCAAGUAACUAAAACUAAAAGUGUUUUUAAACUUUUCAGAAAAUGUACUUUUUGAAGUGUGAAAGUUACUGAGAGAUGUUUGUCAUUGCUAACCACAAUAAAAGUGAAAAUAAAAUUA
Molecule: messenger RNA, 2399 nt
Organism: Nerophis ophidion (straightnose pipefish)
Lineage: Eukaryota; Metazoa; Chordata; Actinopteri; Syngnathiformes; Syngnathidae
Product: GRB2-related adaptor protein 2-like
Exons: 7
Coding region: 123-821 (232 amino acids)
Molecular function (GO): protein binding
Source: RefSeq, a predicted model, not a curated record